AUGCUUGUGCAGAGGGUCCCAGAUAAGUUUGUGAGUAAAUUCAAGGAUGAGCUUUCGGUUGCGGUUGCACUCACAGUACCUGAUGGUCAUGUUUGGCGUGUAGGACUAAGGAAAGCAGAGAACAAAAUCUGGUUCCAAGAUGGUUGGCAAGAGUUUGUUGACCGUUACUCCAUUCGCAUUGGUUACCUUUUGAUUUUUAGAUACGAAGGAAACUCUGCCUUCAGCGUCUACAUCUUCAACCUAACCCACUCCGAGAUCAACUACCACUCGACCGGUCUCAUGGACUCCGCACACAACCACUUCAAACGCGCCCGUUUGUUCGAAGACCUUGAAGAUGAAGAUGCUGAGGUCAUGUAUCCUUUAUCCGUCUACCCAUCACCGCUUCCUGAUUCUUCUGUACCGGCCAAUAAAGGGUAUACCGGUUCAGCCAUCCAAACCUUGUUCACUGGACCUGUCGUCAAAGCUGAAGAGACAACGCCAACCCCAAAAGUUCCGAAAAAGAGAGGGAGGAAAAAGAAAAACGCUGAUCCUGAGGAAAUAAACUCAUCUGCUCCGCGAGAUGAUGACCCAGAGAACCGUUCAAAGUUCUACGAGAGUGCUUCUGCGAGAAAGAGAACCGUGACUGCAGAAGAGAGAGAGAGGGCCAUCAAUGCCGCCAAAACUUUCGAGCCAACAAACCCUUUCUUUAGAGUUGUUCUGCGACCAUCCUAUCUAUACAGAGGUUGCAUCAUGUAUCUGCCUUCUGGUUUUGCUGAGAAGUACCUAAGUGGGAUCUCCGGAUUCAUCAAGGUCCAGCUCGCGGAGAAACAAUGGCCCGUGCGGUGCCUAUACAAAGCCGGGAGAGCCAAAUUCAGCCAAGGAUGGUACGAGUUCACUCUCGAGAACAACCUAGGAGAAGAAUCAGAUUUGGCGCGUAUGAGCUCUGUUUUUCCUGGACCAAGAUUUUUGUCCUUGUUGCACCAGAAUUCGAAAUCAGUGAUUCAAGCUAAGCAAAUCCAUGCUCAGUUGGUGAUUAAUGGCUGCCGAGACAACUCUCUGAUCGGCAAACUCAUAGGCCAUUACUGUUCGAAGCAGCCAUCUCCAGAAAGCUCAAAGCUUGCUCAUUUACUGGUGUUCCCUCGAUUCGGUCACGGCGACAAGUUUCUCUUCAACACAUUGCUUAAAUGCAGCAAACCAGAUGACUCGAUUCGGAUUUUCGCCAGCUGGGCAUCGAAAAGCUCGUUGCUUCAUCUCAACGAGCGCACGUUCGUCUUCCUGCUCGGCGCUUGCGCCAGGUCAGCUUCCUCGGAAUCGGCGUUGCGGGUUGGGAGGAUUGUUCAUGGGAUGGUGACGGGUUUGCUCGAAAUCGGUUCUCUUGUUCAUGGUUACAUAGAAAAACUCGGUUUCACACCUGAAGUCGAUGUCUUUGUUGGUACUGGACUUGUCGACAUGUACACAAAAUGCGGCUGCUUGAACAGCGCUUCCUCUGUGUUCGAGCUAAUGGAAAUGAAGAAUGUCUUUACAUGGACUUCAAUGGCAAUGGGGCUAGCUCUCAACGGAAGAGGGAACGAAACACCGAAUCUUCUAAACCGGAUGGUGGCAUCUGGGAUUAAACCGAACGAGAAAACUUUCACUAGCUUGCUUUCGGCAUAUUGUCAUGUAGGUCAUGUUCAAGAAGGACUCGAGUUGUUUCAGAGCAUGAGGACAAGAUUUGGUGUCACUCCUGUUAUUCAACACUACGGGUGCAUAGUAGAUCUUCUCGGUAAAGCCGGGCGGUUACAAGAAGCCUAUGAGUUUGUAUCAGCUAUGCCUAUCAAACCCGACGCUAUCUUGUUAAGAAGUCUCCGCGACGCCUGCAACAUCUAUGGUGAGACUGUGAUGGGUGAAGAGAUGGGAAAGGCUCUUCUCGAGAUAGAACGAGAGGAGAAGAAGCUGUCUGGUUCUGAAUGCGAAGACUAUGUCGCUUUGUCGAAUGUGUUAGCUUCUAAAGGGAAAUGGGUAGAGGUAGAGAAGCUGAGGAAUGAGAUGAAAGAAAGAAGAAUCAGAACAAGACCUGGUUACAGUUUUGUUUAA
Messenger RNA from Thlaspi arvense, 2052 nucleotides. The record is from the annotation of a GenBank genome assembly. NCBI's taxonomy places the organism in Eukaryota, Viridiplantae, Streptophyta, Magnoliopsida, Brassicales, Brassicaceae.